Messenger RNA from Mizuhopecten yessoensis (Yesso scallop), 1161 nucleotides. Lineage: Eukaryota; Metazoa; Mollusca; Bivalvia; Pectinida; Pectinidae. The record is from the annotation of a RefSeq genome assembly.
AUGGCUUUUAUAAGGGUCUCUUUCAUUAUGAAAGAAGUGAACAUGGGUUGGGCGUUUCGGGGAUUCCAUAUUAAUGUAGCCAAUUUCAUGUUUGCUUGUUUGUACCUUCAUAUUUGUCGUGGGUUAUACUACGGCUCUUUUCGCUUAUACAAGGUGUGGGUCAGGGGAAUUGUGCUGUUCCUUCUCGUAAUGUUGACAGCAUUUACAGGGUAUGUUCUCCCUUGAGGUCAGAUGUCGUAUUGGGCUGCUCAGGUAAUUAGAAGGAUAGUUACCGCUAUCCCCGUAGUGGGGGGGGAUGUUGCUAUGUGGGUAUGGGGCGGAUAUGCCGUUGGAAAUAUUACCCUGAAACGUUUAUUUAGGGUUCAUUUUCUUCUUCCUUUUAUUAUUCUGGCAGUGUUCUUCUUACACUUAAACUUUCUUCAUGAGAGGGGCUCAGGAAAUCCCUUGGGGGUUGACACGGAUUGCUGUCUAGUCCGGUUCCACAGGUUUUUUACAGUAAAGGAUAUAGUGGGGGUUAUGGGGGGUUGUGCUCUUUUGUGUUUUAUAAUUGCUUUUUAUCCCUAUAUGCUGGUAGAUGGGCAGAAUUUUGUUAUGUGUGAUUAUAUAGAUACCCCUAAAAGAAUUCAUCCAGAAUGGUACUUCUUAUUUGCGUAUGCAAUUCUCCGCUCUAUUCCGAACAAAAUCGGGGGGAUUUUACUAAUGCUGUCUUCUAUUAUGAUCCUAUUUGUGAUUCCUGAGCUUUGGGUUGGCAAAAUAGAAUCCUUAGGUAACUAUGUUUUUUGUCAGUGGUUGUUUUGGUUUUGGGUUGCCAAUUUUCUUAUUUUGACUUUUGUUGGAAGGCAGGGGGUAGAUGAGCCUUUUGCCCGGGCGGGGGAGCUCAGGACUGCUUUUUACUUUGCUUUCUUUCCGCUGUUGGGGGUAGUGCAGCGGUACGAAGACUUUGUAAUUCGAAGAAUUAGAAAGGUGAGAAAUGGAGAGAAGUACGAUUGGAUGGAUAGGGUCCUUGGGUGAAAAGAGGAAGAGUUAGAUGAUGAAGAAGACUUUGGUCCCACCCGGGGGGGUUUUGGCGAUAAGCUAAUAAGAAUAGAAGAGGCUAAUAAUUUGAUAAUGUUGGAGCCGUACUGCUGGGGUGGCGAGCGUCGUUUUUUAAAGGAAAACUAA